Messenger RNA from Alligator sinensis (Chinese alligator), 987 nucleotides. It is a transcript of the gene LHX3, whose product is annotated as LIM homeobox 3. Gene Ontology annotation, cellular component: nucleus. The transcript has 5 exons. Gene Ontology annotation, molecular function: RNA polymerase II transcription regulatory region sequence-specific DNA binding; DNA-binding transcription factor activity, RNA polymerase II-specific. The record is from RefSeq and is a predicted model, not a curated record. Lineage: Eukaryota; Metazoa; Chordata; Crocodylia; Alligatoridae. Gene Ontology annotation, biological process: regulation of transcription by RNA polymerase II; neuron differentiation. Bases 1 to 987 code for a protein of 328 amino acids.
AUGCAGAUCCCGCUGUGCGCCGGCUGCAACCAGCACAUCGUGGACCGCUUCAUCCUGAAGGUGCUGGACCGGCACUGGCACAGCAAGUGCCUGAAAUGCAGCGACUGCCAGGCGCCGCUGGCCGAGAAGUGCUUCAGCCGGGGCGACGGCGUGUACUGCAAGGAGGACUUCUUCAAGGCUUUGAGCCACUCUUGGUCUCCUUGGCUCAUGGAAAUAACGCUCCGUGUCUUGGAAAUGUUUGCAGAAGCAGAAUCGACAGCAAAGAGGCCCCGCACCACCAUUACGGCCAAACAGCUGGAAACCCUGAAAAAUGCAUACAACAAUUCCCCCAAGCCAGCAAGGCACGUGAGAGAGCAGCUGUCCUCAGAGACUGGCCUGGACAUGAGAGUCGUGCAGGUGUGGUUCCAGAACAGACGGGCCAAGGAAAAAAGGCUAAAGAAAGAUGCGGGGAGGCAGCGGUGGGGGCAGUACUUCAGGAAUAUGAAACGGUCCCGAGGGAGCUCCAAGUCUGACAAGGACAGCAUUCAGGAGGAAGGGCCGGACAGCGAUGCCGAGGUGUCCUUUACAGACGAACCCACUAUGUCAGAAAUGAGUCACUCCAAUGGGAUUUACAGCAACCUAAACGAAGCGUCUCCUGCUUUGGGGAGACAAGCUGGGACCAACGGCAGCUUCUCCUUGGAACACGCUGGCAUCCCAGCUCAGGACCAGUACCACGACCUCCGAUCCAACAGCCCCUAUGGGAUACCCCAGUCGCCUGCUUCUUUGCAGGCCUUACCAGGUCACCAGCCAUUACUCUCAAGCUUGGUUUAUCCAGACAACGGUUUGGGCAUCAUGGCUCAAGGAGGACAAGGUGUUCCCCAGCCAAUGAGAGUCUUAGGUGGGAAUGGACCCAGUUCAGAUCUCUCCACGGGAAGCAGUGGAGGGUACCCAGAUUUCCCAGCAAGUCCUGCCUCUUGGCUAGAUGAAGUCGAUCAUGCCCAAUUUUGA